This is a messenger RNA of Pocillopora verrucosa, 2721 nucleotides long. RefSeq lists its product as uncharacterized. Gene Ontology annotation, molecular function: zinc ion binding; hydrolase activity. Lineage: Eukaryota; Metazoa; Cnidaria; Anthozoa; Scleractinia; Pocilloporidae. The record is from RefSeq and is a predicted model, not a curated record.
GACCUGAUAGGUUGCUCUAUUUCACAAGCUUCUAGUCGUUAACUGUCUGGCAAGCUAAUGUUCGGUCGAAUGAAAAAUAAUUGAUUGCACGCAAGUACUGAAAAGGAAAGCAAAUAUUAGCUGAGGAGGGAAAGGUUUGAAACCUCGCGGUUAAACUCGACGGGAACUUGCAGCUACACAUGCCAUGUUCAGGAUACGCGGUCGCACGUACUUAAGGGCUUUUACCAUAGCAGCUUGGCUUAAGAGCGAAAGAGGAAAGAAAACGUCGAUGAAGCAGACGAAGCGGUCGACGUGGGUCGAGUAUUACCGGGAUGUGGCAUUCUGCGUCUCCAUGAGGUCAAAAGACCCGAGCCUACAGGUGGGAUGCGUUAUUGUGCACCCAAAAUCACUCAGGAUCUUGAGCGCUGGGUACAAUGGAUUUCCUCCCGGAACUCCAAACAAGGACGAAAACUGGAGAAAAGGUAAAAAAGAUGAUCUUGUCGUCCACGCGGAGGCCAACACUGUGCUCCUGGCAGGCCAAGCUGAUCUUGAAGGUUCAAUUGCCUUCGUUACAAUGUAUCCCUGUCGGGAGUGUGCGAAAAUGUUAAUAGCGAAGGGUGUCCGUAAGGUUUAUUAUCUUUCAUUAAAAAAAAAAUACCAAGCGGAUUCAACUGCCAUCUUUAAAGAAGCCGACGUCGAGGUCGUGCCCAUAAAGCGAGGUGAGGAUACAACGCUGGAAGACUACGGGAAUCACCUGAUCCAGAAGGUUAGCUUCGUAAUGCAACAGAACACGACACCGGGUGAACCAAAUGGUGCCUAUAAAGCCUUGAGGGACAGCACGGAAGAACUAAGGAGCAGGGAUCUACAAAGUCCAUGGCCGAGAGAGUUAAUGGGCAAGAUCUUACUGGACAAAUGGACAGACUAUUUUCUGUUCUUGGCUCUCAUUGCCAGCACAAGAUCUUUGGAAAACCCUCAAGGAGCAAUCUUGAUAGAUUCUAAAACCUUAAAGAUAUCGGCGUUAUCGUACAACGGAUAUCCGAGAGGUGUCAGCAACGAUAACGCUGAUGACUGGAUGAAAUUGUCUGCGUUAACAAACGCCAUUUGUCUUCGAUUCAGCGAAGGACACGAUUUUAUCGCAUUUUCAACGCAUUUACCAAAGCUUCAUGAAGUAAAAAAUCUUGCACAGGCCCAGGUAAAGCGAUUGUACUUUAUAUGGCCAAAGACUCUUGAAGGGGACGACGAAAAGGCGCUGCAAAUUAUGAAAGACUCUGGAAUGGAAGUUGUGCCAAUGGAUGUUCCUGAUUUGGAAAAACUAGGAGAGGCCAUAAAAUACACCAUUGGAAACCUGAAGGAGGCAGAGAAAGGGCUUUCCUCCGGUGAUUGGCCAAGUUACACUUGGACCGAGUAUGACUUACAACCAGAACGACACCGUUGGAAGCCUAAACAAACCCCGGAAGCUCGGACAUGCAGUGGAGCUCAUAGCACAUACCUUAAUGAUUCGAUUUAGUGCCCGGGGCGCUUAUUUACUUUUGGUACCUCAAGGGAGGGCGCUUAUUCGAGACAGGGCGCUUAUUCGGGACAGGGCUCUUAUUUAAGUUUUUGAGAAACAACCAAAUGGUUAAAGCAUAACUUUAAUAAAUAUUAAAAUAACUAACAAUAACAGAAACUGUAACAGUAACAAAUUGUUGAAAGUUCAGCUACUUUCAAAAGAAUUCUUCAUUUUAUAUACCGUAGCUGUAACAAGUAUACAUGUACGGUACGUUGAAUGUUCGUGAGUUUAUCUACCGUAUUCGAUGUCGAUGACUUCAGUGUCACUUGCGUCAAUUAUCAAGCUAUCUGUGCCGAUGGAACUUUCCUUCCUUAUAUUCACAUUUCUCAAAGCCCGCCAUGAGAAUAAAGUACAGGUCAAAGUGACUGGAUCAAGAAGACUGGAAAACGGACUUGUUGUCCCCGGAGCGUUCCUAGCGAGAACAACCAGCAGAGUAAUCGCCACACAAUUUGAAGAAGAGAUUACUUGUUUGAAGGAAUUAUGUUCUCACAUGGACAUAACAGUUGAGAAACUCAGACGAAAACCGCUGUUUUUGUAAUGCAUUAUUACGUACGGUAUAUCGGCUAUUAAAGGAAGAUGAACCACGUUUGAUACGUACUCUGAAGGCGCUGUAAUAUUAGAACAGGGGCGCUUAUUAGAAUAGGGGCGCUUAUUAGAAUAGGGGCGCCUAUUAGAAUAGGGGCGCUUAUUAGAAUAGGGGCGCCUAUUAGAAUAGGGGCGCUUAUAAGAAUGGGAGCGCUUAUUGGAAUAGGGGCGCUUAUUAACAAAAACACAUUCGAAGGGGAGCGCUUAUUCGAAAGGGGGCGCUUAUUGGAAGGAGGGCGCUAAAUCGAAUCAUUACGGUAAGUCCAAACUUCGGCUUGGGCAAUUUUUCUUAAAUAACUUCCCACUUUCAAGAAGUGUUUCUUCGUUCAAAGUUGGCAUCUUCCUAUCAUCGUUUAUUUGAUAUUUUAUCAAGCAAGUAAAUAUUUCGCUGCCGUUGAAGUAGAUGGGAAGAAUAUAACAGGAAGCGUUGCGGCAUGGAAUAAUCGAACUAGUUCUGCGUACAGUAAUGUAUCUGAUCAGGUAUAUUCAGGGUGUUAAGUGCGUAGAUUGUCAAAUAAACCCAAGUCGGACAGGAAAUUGGUGCCCACGAAUUUCUGUAGAACGUAAGUAAGCGUAGAUUCCCAAAAAUAAAACCGAUUUCAACUCUU